Messenger RNA from Lasiosphaeria miniovina, 1821 nucleotides. RefSeq lists its product as uncharacterized. The record is from RefSeq and is a predicted model, not a curated record. The transcript is spliced from 2 exons. Bases 1 to 1821 code for a protein of 606 amino acids. Lineage: Eukaryota; Fungi; Ascomycota; Sordariomycetes; Sordariales; Lasiosphaeriaceae.
AUGGCUGCCAAACAUGGGCGGCCUUGCACCCCGGACCGGGCCUCCCGCUCCUCCUUCUCCUCCAUCCGCGAGAACGACAGCACCCUCACCCAGACAUUCACCAACUCCAGGGUCUCGUCGUAUCUGGAAGGCGACGAAGCCAUUGAAGACCCUGCCCCCCUUGUCAACCACGACGCGGCCCACCCGGUCAAGAUGCUGCAGACCCAGUUUCGGCCUCCCGUCACGCACCCCGACAGCAAGCUCCUGGGUUACUGGUCCCCCGCCGACAACUUCAGGGGCUGGAAGCAGAUCCAGGUCAGGGGUAAACUCGCCAGCAAGAGCUUCGGCGAUCUCCAAGUCUUGCACAAUGCCUGGAGCACCCCGCCCAAGCCCGUUAGGCACGGUCGGUACAGAGCCGGAGAAUCCGCUCUCGAGAGGCUGCCCGCUGAGGUCCUCAGUGUCAUCAUCAACCUCUUGGCCCAGGACGUGCCCCCGAACGGCAUCUCGAGACGAAACAUCGACCUCAUGUCGCUUCUGCUAACGUCGAGGACGCUGCAUGUUGCGACACUGACCACGCUGUACAGCCGCGUCACGAUCCCCCACUCGAGGAUCUUCCACAAGUUCCUAGUGCACGUCGCCGGACACCCGACGCUCGGCACCAUCGUACGGCGGCUGGACUUCUGCCACUUCAACCCGUCGCAGCUCUUCUCGACAGCGGCCGAGAGAUCGCAGGCGCGUAACUUGACGUCGGAGACUCUCCUUCACUGCCUAGAGCUCACGCCCAACCUCCAAGAGUUCCUUGCGCAGGAGUACCUGGACGAGGACUUGAAUGCGCCGGUACUUCAGAAGCUGUUUUUGGGCUUGCCCAGGCUUCGGGCCGUCGACUUCUGCGGUUGCACUUCAACCAAGUUCAAGGAAGCCUUUUCAACGAUAGUGUCGCCGGACUGGCCCGCCGAACUCUCGGUCCGCCGGUUGUCGCUACAUAAGUGCAUGACCUUGCCGACCUCCAUCUUCGAGGCGAUCCUGCCGCGCCUGCCGCGGCUCACGCAUCUCGAUGUGGCCGGCACCCGCAUAACGGACGCGGCGCUAGCCUCGAUUCCGCACACGGCAAGAAUCACGCACCUCAACCUUGCUAAGUGCACUUUGCUCUCGGCUCGGAACGUCAUUGGCUUCCUGGCGACGCACCCCGCCGUCCAGGAGCUCCAGUUUCUGAGCUUGUCGGUGGAUGCCAGGAGCCACCAGCUCUUUGACGCCGAUGAGAUGUCGGAGCUGCUCCCCGUACUCCCCAAGACGCUCAGGUCGCUCAGCCUCAAGGGCAGUAAGAUGAACGCGUCUCACAUCGACCUCCUGCGGCCACUCACCAAGCACCUUGACGAGCUGGCCAUUGGACGUGGCCUUGAGGUUUCGGAUGUCAACCGGCUCUUCUACCCGGAUGAAGAAGACGACGUCAUGGCGCAGCUGGAUUGGGUCCCGCAUACGCUCCGGUACAUUGACCUCUCAGACAUGUGGAACGGCGAGCUCGACCUGCCGUACCUGUUCGGAAGCGAAUGCGUCAUGCUCAGACCGCUCUCGGAGCCCCUCGAGGUGAUUGAGGUGGCCGAGGACGUGUUCCGCCGAGUGAGCAAAUCGGGAGCGGCCAUGCAGCGCGCCGGCUGGCGGGUGUCCGAGUGCGGCAGCCGCGGGUGGAUGGUCAGGCAGCAGACUGGCCAGGCCGCGGGCAACGGCGACGGCAGGGAUGCCUGGAAGAUGGGUGCGGAUUCGUGGGGGAUGAGAAAGAUACCCGUCGCUAAGGCUGAGGUUGGAGGCAUGUAUGGCUCCUUCAUGUUUGGGAGGAAGCUCUGA